Molecule: messenger RNA, 2124 nt
Organism: Paramecium pentaurelia
Lineage: Eukaryota; Ciliophora; Oligohymenophorea; Peniculida; Parameciidae
Source: the annotation of a GenBank genome assembly
AUGAUUGAGUGCUAAGUAUCUGAUCAUAAUAAAGAAGAGAUACUCUAUGCUUGCUUAAAUAUGAAUUGCUAAAUAAAAAGAGGUUGUUGUUUAUAUUGCAUUGAAUAACAUAAUUUACAUAAAUAAGAUUUGAAAUCAAUGAAAUAAAUUACAUUAUGGAAAAAAAAUAUAACUUAAAGUUACGAUACAUAUUCAAAAAAGAUAAGUUAAAUUAUGGAAAUAAUUGGUUAAGCUUAGUAAUACUUAUCUAAUUUAGGAUAAGAUUUAGAAAAAUAAUUUGAUUAAAUUAUGAAUGAUGAAUUUGAAAAAUAAGUCUUCAAUUUAUUAAGAAUCCAAUAAUUAUCAACAUCAUUCAAUUAAUUAAUAUCUAAUUUAGAGACAUUAAUGGAACCUAUUUCUUAAAUAUUUUCAAAUGUUGAAGCAUCUUCAUAAAACAUAUGUGUUAAGAUCUAAUCAAUUUUAAAUAACUCAAAUGAUAAAUUACAAAUUAUGGAAAAAGAAUCAUAAACUGAAGAAGUUAAAAAGGGAGAGCCAAAGGUUGAACCAAAAAAACAAAAAGUUAAAACAUACAGUUAUUUAAAUAUAAUAGAAAACACUUAUAAAUUAAGGAAGGGAAAUGAUUUUGAUAUACAUUAAUAUCCUAAGUAGUGUAAAUCAUCUAUUGAAAAUCUAGAUGAAUACAAAACUAUUAUUUUAAUUGGAACAUAAAGUUCAGAAAAGUAGAAUCUAAUAAACUUAUUUGUAAAUUAUUAUUAUGGUGUUGAGUUUUAAGAUCCUUAUAGAUUUGAAAUCAUUGAUGAUAUCGACAUAAAAAAAGAAAAACAAAAUGAUGAAUAUGAAAAAAUGAAAGUAUAUUAUAUUACUCCAUAAAAUGGAAAAUCAGGACUUAGAAUUAUAUAUACACCAGAUUAUAGUGACGAUCUAAAUUAUGAUGAUCAAUAAAUUUGCACUAGCAUAUAUAAUGUAAUAUCUAAUUCAGCUUAACUUAAUUAAAAUAUUCUAAUUGGAUUUUUAAUUCCAAGAAAAGUGUAAAUAGGUUCCUUUUUUAUGUUGGAAUCUAUUUUAUCUUAAUUAUCAAAUAAGUUAAUUAAAAACAUUGUCUUUUUAUUUCCUGAUUCUACAGAUGAAUCUCCUAAAUAGAAGGAAAUAUUGUAAUCUAAAACACAAAAAAUUAAUGGAAUACAAUCUCCUGUUUUCUAAAUGAUACCAACCAUGAAUCAUUUUUGGUAUCUCAAAUUUAAUACUAAUACUUUAUUUAAUUAAAAUAAAAACUAAGACAAUUAAUACCUUUGGGAACUGGGCAAGAAUAAUUUUUAAUUACUUCUUCAAAAUUAUUUAUAAAAUAAAAUCAAUUUAAAUUCACUAUAACAGAUGAAAUAAUAAUAUGAUUAGUUUAUUAAUAUCAAGUUAACAGGUGUUCAAUAACAAUUGAAGAAUAAGUAUUAUGAGUUGUAUCGAAGAGACAAUUUUGAUUGUAAUUUUAAAAUCAUAUUUGAGCGAUUUAAAAAAGAAAUAAUUCCAUUUAUAUCAAAUCAUCAUAUAGAUAAAACUAAAUCAGAAGGCAUAAGUACGUUGAAGCACUAUAAAGGAAUUAUGGAUAAUUAAUAUAAGGAAAUUGAGAAAUUCAAAUCUCUAGACUAAAAAAUAUAUAAUAAAGAUUUUGAAGAGUUUUAUGAUCUGCUUAAGAAUUUUUGGAAUCUUAUGUAAUAAGAAUAUUAUCCGUGGUCUGUAUAUUUCAAAUUUAAUUCAAUUUUAAUAUCUAUAAAUAACUGUUAAUGGAGAUAUUAUCAACAUUUAAUUACCAAAGAACAAAUUUAAAAGCAAGAAGGUUGGGAAGAAAGAGUUAACCUAUUAACUAAAAAGAAAAUCCAAUAUUAUUCUGAUGGUUAUGUUGGAAUGCCAAAUUUAGAUCAAAUUGUUAAAGAAUGGUACGAUAAAAAUAUUAGAUCAAAAUGGAGAUAUGUAGAAUAUAGUUCUAUGACUUAUAAAGAAUAUGAUAAAGUUUAUCAGAUUUGUGAUUAUGAUAAAAUUUCAGUAUCUGAAAUUUUUUACAGAAUAGAUUAGGGUAGUUAAAAGGAAAUUGACAUUUUGAUUCAGAAAAUUUGGGAUUCUGUAUUAAUUUGA